AUGGCUCAAAUUAAUAGAGUCUAUUCUUCUCCUACAUGUAUCAUAGGUGAAAAUAUUCUGGCAAAAGGUGACUUAAAAGAGAAAGAAAAUGACAAACCUGAAAAAUUGUCAAAACAAGGAUCAUUUGAUAUUCAAGCAGAGAUUUGA
Molecule: messenger RNA, 147 nt
Organism: Entrophospora candida
Lineage: Eukaryota; Fungi; Glomeromycota; Glomeromycetes; Entrophosporales; Entrophosporaceae
Source: the annotation of a GenBank genome assembly